Molecule: messenger RNA, 2470 nt
Organism: Helobdella robusta
Lineage: Eukaryota; Metazoa; Annelida; Clitellata; Rhynchobdellida; Glossiphoniidae
Exons: 15
Coding region: 84-2294 (736 amino acids)
Biological process (GO): rRNA processing
Cellular component (GO): nucleolus; small-subunit processome
Source: RefSeq, a predicted model, not a curated record
UGUAGUUUAAACUGGUGAUGCACGUGUUUUAUUUUUAUUUUUAUCUUAUGAUUGAAAAAAUUGUUUUGAUAAAUUUCUAAAACAUGUCGAACAAGGCGGAUGAUGAUUUUGAGUUGUGGAACAAUGAAAAAAUUUGUGAAGACGAAAAUGAAAAUGAGGACGAGUUGAAGCUUCAGCACUUGAAGAAAACAGUUGCACAACUUUCAGGCAAACAGAGGAGAGCAGACCUCCGAACUGAACCAACAACAAAUAUCUCCACACUCACAUCUCUCAAUAAAGUAUCUCUGGAUGAUUUGAUAAGCCCAGAAACGAAGCAGAGCAAAGAUCUGCUGGCACUGAAAAAGGACCUUAAAAAACAAAAUGUCCUUGAGAAACCACUUCACAGAGCUGAGCAUGAAAAGAUUAGAAGGAUAAUUGGAUAUGAAGAAGCAGUCAAGACCAUGACAUGCUGGGAUCCAAUUAUCAAGGGAUAUGAUAAGCAAAAACACAUGAACUAUCCUCUAGUUCAACCGAACAUUAAUAUCAUUGAAAAGACCAACACAUUCGUUAAGCAUCAAAAGCCUCUAACGAACCUGGAGCUAGCAGUGGCAGACGUGCUACAGGCCAACAAAGACCACCUCAUCGACACAAAACCAUUGUCCGCUUUCGAGGAGAGAGCCCUCAAGGCUAUGAGCAUUGAGAAGGCGCAAGCUCGAAGGGCAGAACUCCAGAAGCAACGAGCUCUCCUUUCGUACCAUGCUGCCAAGAUGAAGAGGCAGGGGAAGAUUAAAAGUAAAAGGUACCAUCGUCUGCUGAGGAAGUCGAAGCGAAAGGAGGACGAGAAGAAAUUGGAGGAGAUGAAGGUCAAAGAUCCAGAAGCUUAUCAGCAGUGGCUUGCUAAAGAGGAAAGAAAAAGGAUCGAGGAAAGAAUGACAUUGAAGCACAAGGGAGCCAGCAAGUUGAUGAAGAGGCAGACCAAGUAUGGAAAGCAGGCCGUUCAAGAUAUGAUUCAAACAGGGAAAGAGCUGGCAGCCAAGAAGGAAUUGGACAGUGACGAUGACGACGACGACGAAGAGGAGGAUGCUGAUGAAGAAGAGGAAAUGGGUGAGAAAGAAGAUGGCGCUGCAAAAGAUGCUCACAGCAAACAAGGGGUGAUAAUUAAUGAUGAUGAUGAUGAUAAAGGAGAAGAGAGUAAUGAAGAUGACGAUGUUGCUGCUGCUGAUGAUGAUGAUGAUGGGAAAGUGGGUGAUACAGAAGAUGAUGCUAAAAAAGAUGAUGAUGAUAACGCAGACAAAGAUAGUGGUGAAAGCGAAGAUGAUGACGAGGACGACGAUGAUGAUAAUGAAAAUGAUGAUGAAGAUGAAGAGGAAGAAAAUGGUGCCGAAAAAAGCAAAUUAAUUGAUGAUGACAAUGAUAAAGAUGAUGUUGACGUUAGCGUGGCUCUGAAUGAGAACACGGUGAGGAAACGAACCUACGAAGAAGUGGACAAGUCUGAUGAUGAAGAAGGCGAUGUGAGAGAGGAUAAUGACAAAGAUGAUGAUGGUGAUGACCUAGAAAAUCCAAAGCAUAAAGUUGAUGGCAUUGAUGAUGAGGACAAAACAAAGGAAUGGAAGGAAUCUCAUGGCAAAAAAAGUAAGAAAAGAAAACUUGAAACAGGCUCUAUCGUCAGACCUCAGCAGUUUAUUCAGGUCAAGGAGCGCGUAGUCAAAAAACCGGCCAUCGACGGCAGCACAUCAUCCGGUCAGUCGAAAACGAAGACAGUAAGUGAAGCCAUGGAAGAGGACGAGGUGAUGAUGGAGUUUGUGGAGGAGAAGAAACAGAUGGAGGAGAGGGACAAAUUGAAGGACAUUGACAUGACACUUCCUGGCUGGGGUGAGUGGACAGGAGUGGGCAUCAAAGUUUCAAAGAAGAAGAGGAAAAGGUUCAUCAUAAAAGCUCCGUUGCAGCCACCAAGAAAGGACAAACAUUUGAAUGCCGUCAUCAUCAGUGAGUUGAAGGAUGAGGCCAUUGCUAAACACCAGGUGAGCACAUUACCUUGGCAGUACCACAACGUACAUGAGUUUCAGAGAUCGAUCAAGCAACCGAUAGGCAAGCAGUGGAACAGGGAGGAAGUCUAUAAGAAGAAGAUCACACCAAGGAACUUCAUUAAGAUGGGGCAAAUUAUCGAGCCCAUUGAUAAAAAUGAUGUCUUUAAAAAACUUGACAAGUCCACAUUUAAUAGUUUAAAGAGCAGCAAUGAUAAAAAUAAAAAUAACUUUAAAAGUAACAAAUUAAGGAGUAAAAAUGCACCUAAGAAACACAAGGGUCCUAAAUAACCCGCACGAUUGUUGCAAUGUAAUUAAUGUAUUGUUUUAAAUAUAUUUUAUUUAUGUCAUCCUACAUUUCUUAUUUAGGGGCAUCACAUUUUAUCAUUAUUUUAUUUUUAUUUAAUUUUGUGAUUGGUUUUGUAAUAUAUACUAUUUGACUUAAAUAAAUUUUCAAAAAUCUCUGA